Dujonia railenensis is the source of this 1302-nucleotide messenger RNA. NCBI's taxonomy places the organism in Eukaryota, Fungi, Ascomycota, Pichiomycetes, Serinales, Debaryomycetaceae. The record is from the annotation of a GenBank genome assembly.
AUGGGUAAGUUCGAGUUAGUUGGACUCCCAGAAGAGGUUGUAUUGUUAAUUUUAGGACGGUUGUCUCCAAAUGAUACCCUAAAACUUAUAUCUGCACUUGGACAUUCUGGUAGGAGUCGCUCCUGCGAUACUCUCAAAAUAUAUGCUUUACAAAGAUUGUACUGCGGCAGAACGAUAGUAUAUAGUAGCACGGGGAAUGUAGAAGGCAGAACAAAUAAUAGUAAUAGCAGUAGAGAUAAUAGCAACAGUAAUAGUAGAAGUGACAGUUAUAAUAAUAGUAAUAAUGAUAAUAAUAGUGGCUAUGUCGGCAGUAGUGGCAGGUGCUCAACCUGUGAAACCAGUACUUUGCAACAUGAGUAUAAAAACGAGAUAGAAGGUAAUCAUCCGGGUCCCUACGAUACAUUAUUGGAGUUUCUGAAUUUUAGAGAAUCUUUCGUCGAUAGUGAACCUGGACUAAAUGAUAUCGUAUUCAGGAAAACCCGACCGCAAUCAUUGGAAUUCCAUUUCCAUCGCUAUACAAAUGACUACAUCCGGUUUGUAAAUGAUUUGAGAAGCUUUGGGGACUUUAUGAACAGCGUUUCCGAUUCGUACAACAUCAAGAAUUAUGAUUUUAAAAAGGAUACAAUAACAGAAUAUCUUCGAACAGUACAUCGACUAGAAGUCUACAUAGAUGGGAAUUCGGACGAUACAGAAUUGCCAUCGACCGCACUCCCCGUUGCAGUACUAUGGACCAUGGUCAAGUUGUCAGCAUCGAAUUCUCUCCUUCGCGAAAGAAUCCAAUGUUUGCUGAUUUGCUCUACGAACUUAGGGGAUCAUUUUCAAAUCCAGUGGAGUCAGCUCUUCGAUAGAUUUGAGAAUUUGCAUACAUUGAAUCUAUCACAGAACAAAAUUAGGCUGAUUACUAAACAAGAUAACCAAUCCUGGCUAGCGCAUGUCAAAUGGCCACCAAGGUUAAGGUACUUAAAUCUCGAUGACAACAUGAUAAGAGAGUAUAUACUGGAGUUAUUGGCUACUUUCCCCAAGCUGUUGGAGGUUCUACUGAUGAAGUUCAACUUGCUUGAUAAUUUUGGUGGGCAUUCCAACGACUCUACGAGUCUCAAGUUUAAAUUAUCGGAAAUUUUACCCAACUUGAAAUCAUUGGACUUGAGCUGUAAUAGGUUUCUCGCAUUUGUCAAUCCAGAGAUACUCAAUGCUACAGGGAGUCUACAUACCCUAGACGUAAGUGAUUGUUAUAUAGACAACCAUUCCAUGACCGACUUAAAGAGGGUAGCAAAGAGGGAACGUAUAGAGUUACGUCAUUGA